Molecule: messenger RNA, 774 nt
Organism: Histoplasma capsulatum G186AR
Lineage: Eukaryota; Fungi; Ascomycota; Eurotiomycetes; Onygenales; Ajellomycetaceae
Exons: 2
Coding region: 1-321 (106 amino acids)
Source: RefSeq, a predicted model, not a curated record
AUGCCGGCUCGCUCGGGCCUGAUGGGCUCAGGGAAGUCCAUUCGGUCGAUGGUGCCUAUUUUCGUGGUCCGCGGCUCCGUCUCUCGGGUCACAUUAUCUCAUCCAUCCGUCAUCCAUCACAGUUCAACACACCUCACUCACUCACUCACGCUGGAUAGCUCGGAUAUCAACACAUGGAUCCGUGCAUCCAAUAACGUGUUAUGUGACCACGCCGCGCCCCAGCCUCCUGCAAGAGACGUCAAAAGACGAAAGGAGGCAGCUUAUGAGGAUCAAGGAACUUUACUUCCAACGCGCGGUUCAACCAAACCUCGCCGAGGAUAGCCUCGACCUCGCAAUUCCUGUGCUCCUUUCAGCCGCCCUCUUCCUUGCAAGUCGUAUCGGAGCUAAGCUACUGAUUCAUUACAAAUCCCGCCCUCAGCCUGCGCAUUCUUCACCGUUCCAGGCUCCAUCGGCCUGGCUCCACCCUGGUCGUCAACAACUGGAACUAUUUUUUUCCUUCAGGGCAAUAUCAACCGAAAGCUGUGUGACUGACUUCCUAACUUUCUGACCUUCCUCAACCGCGCCUUUCUCUCCAUGUAUUGUCUGCUCCUUUACAUACCUACUUUUUGAGCACCAUCACAGCGCCUUGUCACCUUGGUUACCAGGUUGCCAUGAGAUGGACUGGUUGCUAGACAGCCGCGUACUGCUGCCAUGACGUGUCGCGGACGCGGAUUGGAUUGAGACAUUGGGAUGCGAGCUGCUCGCAACUCGAAACUCUCCUCCUGUCAUUUAGCG